CAAGCGGGUGCAUACUCGGCCACAAGUACUCCCAUCCUUUCUAAUAUGUGGGCAGUCAUCAUCUAUGGACACGCAAAGAGCAGUACUUAAUAUUUUAACAGGCCGAUGGAUCAACCCAAACGGAAAGCUAUUCCAGAAGUUGAUUCGUGAAGGUUACAGAUAUGCUAACAGACUUUCAGAUUAUUUAGAAGAUAUUGGAACUAUGAAUAUCGGUGAAUUCGAAUUAGACCCCUUAAUUGACUUCUAUUAUCCAGCCUUAAUUCCGCCUUUAUCUGUCUUAGCAAUUAGAGCAGAUAUUCGUAAAAACUUUCCUAUUAGUGUAGAAUCUGCGGUUGUAGGAGGAAUGAGUUUAUUCACCCUUGAAAAAAAUAAACAAUCCUCGCUUCAGAAUCUAAUCCGAAUGAAUUAUUCCAAUGAUAACUUGAUCACACUAAUAGGAAUAACUUGGGAGCAAGAAGAGAUGAAAACUUGGAGGAACGAGGUGCUCAUGAAAUUCCUCCAUAAUCCGAAUUUAGUACUUUCAAGAUAUAAACCAAAUGCAUUAUAUGACGCAUUCACAAAAACAGAUAUUUUAGAGCCGGAGCAUGUAUUAGCUCUAACACGGCUACUCGGUUAAAAUGUGAACAUGAUAUAAAUUUGUAUAUAGCCACGGAACCCCCAUUCCAUGACUAUAUUUUUUUCGCUUAUCAUAUAUACUUGCAAAAUUCAAUUUUUUAUUAAUAUAUGCAAAAAUAAAUACAUAGAUCGGGUCUUAGCCCGCGAUACAACUGAUACAUGACGUCUAUGCUACAUCUAAUC
Molecule: messenger RNA, 798 nt
Organism: Rhizophagus irregularis DAOM 181602=DAOM 197198
Lineage: Eukaryota; Fungi; Glomeromycota; Glomeromycetes; Glomerales; Glomeraceae
Source: RefSeq, a predicted model, not a curated record